GGUAAGCCCGAUCUAAGCCCCAACAUUUGGUCCUUCGAGCCGGAUCGAAGGAAUUUCCAACCAGAAAAUAGCCGGUGAGUACGCAAUUUAGUUACUUGUAUGCGGAAGAGGCUUGGCACCAAGAAUAGCCAUAUCAAAGCCUAAUACAAUUGGUGGUAGCACAAAACGCAUGAGCAAGCAACAGCAGAAUAGGAAUUCCCGCCAAACAAAGUCAUUCAAUCACUACACUGGGUGAUCAGAUAGCGCGCAACGCCUGAGGCACAUUUUUUAUUACUUUUGGCACUUUGAAUAUUUUUUGCGCAAAUUGAAAAAAGGCAAUUUUGGAAAGUUUGCCUUCAAACUUAGGUCUUGUGGGUGGCAGUCAAUCGCGUAAGAGUGUUGUUCCGCGUCGGGAAGGAUUUUGUCGUUCGAUUUGUUCAGCACUCUCGGUAAAGUUGGUACACCGCGACGGGAAGGAGCAAAUCGUUCGAUUUGUACCAAUCUUUCGUUCCGUGUAAGAGACUGACAUCCGCGACGGGAAGGAUUAAUCGUUUCGAUUGUGUCAUUCUCUCGAAGUGUGGUGGUAGUGAAGUGAACUAGCGGUGCUACUAAAAUCAGUGCUAAAAUGUCGAAGACAGCAGCGAAGUUGGCCGAUGCCAUGAGCCGCAGAGAUGUGAUUUUUGCGAUGGUUGAUGCAGUGGAAGAAUUUAUUGCGCAGUAUAACGGAGAUCGUGAUCAUCGACAAGUUCCAGUUCGGAUGGAAACCUUAGACAGACUGAAUCUGGAGUUUGCCGAAGCCCAAACUGACAUCGAACGGAACGACGAUCAGGAGAAUAAGAAAUCCCAUUUAGAAGAACGUGUGCAGUUCGAGGCCCGUUAUUGUGAAGCGAAAGGUUUUUUGCUCUCUACCAGUCCCCCAGCAGACGCAAAUCAAUCUUCGGUGUGCAAUGCAACCUUGCUCGGUUCUGUUCCCCCUUCGUUCCAUCUCCGCUUGCCAAAAAUUGAUCUCCCAAAGUUUAAUGGUGACUUUUCUCGUUGGCUGUCGUUUCGGGACACAUUUUCUUCAAUGGUUCAUUCAAACUCGGACAUCCCAACCGUAGCCAAACUGCAAUAUUUGCUGCAAUGUUUAGAAGGAGAAGCACGUAAACCUUUUGAGUCAGUUGAUGUUGAGGCCAACAAUUAUGGAAAUGCCUGGAGUACACUUCUUAAGCGGUACGAUAACCGAAAGUUAUUGAAGCGACAGCUAUUUAAGGCCAUUUACGAUCUCCCACCAGUAAAUAGAGAAUCCCCAGAAGAUUUGCACAACCUGAUUGAUGAUUUUGAUCGACAUGUAAAGGCGAUGGCGAAACUAGAUGAACCCGUUGAACAUUGGGAUACCCCACUUCUGAAUCUUCUCUCCUACAAACUAGAUCAUGUGACAUUGCGUGCUUGGGAAGAGAAGACCAGCGAAAAUGAUGACGUUAAAUACACCCAAAUGAUAGACUUCCUUCAUCAGCGAGUUCGUGUACUGAAAACAGUUAUGCCAGCUAAACUCCAGCAAUCGGAAGUGGCCAAAUCGACUGGUUCAAAGUACACUUCCAAGAAGAUGGUAGCAAACACAGUAGCAGCAGGGGCAAAGUCCACCUUUCCUUCUUGCGUCGCCUGUAAAGAAAAACAUCUGUUAUUCCAAUGCCCAAGGUUUGAGAGUUGGCCCGUUCAUCGUCGCCGUGAAUUAGUAGCAUCUAAGCGCUUAUGCUUCAACUGCUUCCGAUCAGGUCAUGUUGCCAUGAAGUGUGUAUCCAAGUACACUUGUCGAACAUGCCACGAAAGGCAUCAUUCUUUACUACACCUUCCCUCGUCAUCGAAGUCUAGCAUACAAUCCAUCCCACAGUCCAUACAACUCCAAGCCGCACAACCUCAAGCCGUACAACCACAAGCCGUACAACCAUCAGGCCUACAAUCGACAGCGAUAGAACAACAUGGCACUUCAGCACAACAUGUUAGCCUAUCCGUCCAAUCGUCAAACAGCACAGUAUUACUACAAACAGUGGCGCUGUUAAUUGUUGAUAAGCACGGAAACGAGUUACCGGCCCGUGCGCUAUUAGAUUCCGCCAGCAUGUGUAAUUUCAUAACGAAAAAAUUAUCGAAUGCACUUGAUCUUCGUCGAAAAACAGUUGACAUCGCGGUUUCAGGAAUCGGAGAUUCUGCGAAGCAGAUAAGAUGUCAGUUAACUGCAACGAUACGUUCACGAGUUUCUCCAUUCACAACCAGUUUAGAGUUCCUAGUUCUCAAGAAACCGACAGCAUGUUUGCCAACAGUACCCGUUGAUUUCUCACAAUGGGGAAUGCCUGAUGUUACGUUAGCCGAUCCAUCAUUUAACAUCCCUGCCGACAUCGAUCUUGUUGUUGGAGGCGAAGUGUACCACGAAUUUUACAAUGGCAGCAAGAUCUCUCUUGGCGAUGGAUUACCAGUUCUCGUCGACACUGUGUUUGGAUGGACGAUAUCCGGGUCGGCACCGAUUAAAUCAAAUCAAGUCCCUCUAGUGUGUCACCUUAGCACUGUUGAUCGUGAUCUUGAACAAGCAGUGCAACGUUUUUGGGAACUCGAAUCUAUAAUACCGUCAUCAUUGUACACAAGUGAGGAGAAGAAGUGCGAAGAAUUGUUUAUCACUACCACCACUCGCGAUUCGUCCGGUCGUUUCGUCGUUCGACUGCCACUCGCGUGUGACCCUCAAGUAACCAUCGGCGACUCCCGUGCUAUCGCUGAACGUCGCUUUCACAGUCUUGAACGAAGACUGUACCGUGACCAGCAAAUCUGUGAAGACUACACCAAAUUCAUCGAAGAAUACAUUCGGCUGGGCCAUAUGAUCAAACUCGAUGAUCCUGUUGAUGAUUCUUACCCGCAUUGCUACCUUCCGCAUCACCCUGUAUUCAAAGAAUCGAGCACCAGCACAAAGAUCCGUGUAGUCUUCGACGCAUCCUGCAAGACGUCGUCUGGUUUUUCAAUAAACGACCUGCAGUUAGUUGGUCCAGUAAUUCAAGACGAUUUGCUGUCGAUCGUCUUACGUUUCCGCAAGCACCCAAUAGCCCUUGUAGCAGACAUCGAGAAGAUGUAUCGCCAGGUGAAAUUACAUCCGAAUGAUUGCGUCUUCCAACGAAUCCUUUGGCGAACCGAUCCCCAAGAUCCCAUUCGCACAUACGAACUCCAAACAGUUACGUACGGUUUUGCCUCAGCACCAUUUCUGGCCACCCGCGCACUCCAACAGGUGGCCGAAGAAGAAAGCGACAAGUAUCCCGUGGCGGCAGCAAUAUUUAAAAGCGACUUCUACAUGGAUGACUGCCUUACAGGUGCAAAUGAUAUUCGUUCAGCUAUUGAGUUCCGCCGACAAGCAACAGAUUUAGCCAACUCUGCCGGUUUUCCAUUAAAAAAAUGGGCUUCCAACGAAUCAGCCGUCUUAGAAGGAAUUCCACUAGAAGAUCUAGCAGUUUCGCCUGUUCAUAGCCUUCAAGAUGAGCAAUCUGUUUCAACUCUUGGUCUUGUGUGGGAGACCAAAACCGAUGUGCUCCGCUUCCGUGUACAGUUGCCGUUACCUGCAGCUGUGCUGACUAAAAGGAAAAUAAUGUCCUAUAUUGCCCAGAUUUUUGAUCCCCUCGGGUUGGUGGGUCCUAUAAUCACAGUUGCUAAACUGUUCAUGCAGUUGUUAUGGUCGCUUAAAACCGAAGAAGGCCACACAUACGAAUGGGAUCGUCCACUACCGCCGCAGUACCAGGUUGACUGGAAAACCUUCCACGGGACGCUAGACACCAUCACCACCCUCAAAGUUCCACGAUUCACAUCAAUCGCCCAGGCAACAUCGAUUCAGCUGCAUUUUUUCUCAGAUGCCUCUGAGAAGGCGUACGGCAGCUGCUGCUACAUGCGUUCCGAAUGUGCCGGAACAGUACGAGUUUGUCUGUUAACAUCGAAGUCGAAGGUAGCACCCCUAACCAGUCACCACUCUAUCGCCCGUCUAGAACUGUGUGGAGCAGUUUUGUCGACUACGUUGUAUGAGAAGGUUUCACGUGCUCUCCAGGUUACCGCUGACGUUUAUUUUUGGACAGACUCCACCACCGUUCUCCAUUGGUUACAGUCCACCCCGGCACGUUGGAAGACCUUUGUUGCGAACAGAGUAUCCGUGAUUCAAAACAAAACCGAUAUCAAAUCUUGGAAACACGUCCCCGGUGUAUCAAACCCCGCCGAUGCCUUAUCACGUGGAAUCAGUCCAACCGAAAUCUCUGAUCAUCCACUCUGGUGGACUGGAGCUCCAUGGCUUGCCUUGCCAACGAAGGAUUGGCCUCAAACAGAACUAUCAAGUGCUAAAACAGUUUCCAUCCCCGAAGAAAGAACACCCGUGGUGUCUUUAGCUGUAUCCGAUCAAACAGAAGAUUUCGCCUCCAGAUUAUUCGGCUUAUACUCCAGUUACAGCAAACUGCGCCGCACGGUGGCCUACUGUAUGAGAUAUCUACGUGCCGUGAAGGCUGUUAGGCGAAACGAGAGACUCGAACCAUUUCAAUAUCUGGAAUCUACCGAUUUGAAGGACGCAGAACUAGCUUUGUGUCGUCUAGCUCAGAAGCAGCACUUGUCCGAAGAAAUUGCCAGCCUAACUAAGAACGGUCGUGUUUCUCCAUCAUCGCCAUUGAAAUAUCUACGCGCUAGACUCGACCCUGACGGAAUAAUCCGACUCCGUGGUGUUCUGAGCAAUGCACACCUUCCUGAUCAUGUCAAACAUCCAAUAGUUCUGCUUGCUAAGCAUCCGUUGGCGAGCCUGUUGGCCGAUUACUAUCACCGAACUCUACUCCACGCCGGCCCGCAGCUCAUGUUAGCAACAAUUCGCCAAAGGUUCUGGGUCAUAGGUGCACGUGAUUUAGCCCGUCGUGUUUAUCAUCAGUGCCAUAGGUGUUUCCGCAGUAAACCCAAGAUGAUUGAGCAGAGCGUAGCAGAUCUUCCAAGUUCCCGAGUUGCUCCAAGACGACCAUUUGCAGUUUGUGGUGUUGACUACUGCGGCCCAGUGUAUAUCAAAUCUCCGGUGCGGAACCGAGGUCCAACGAAGGCCUACAUAGCAAUUUUUGUUUGUUUCACUACUCGAGCCGUGCAUAUAGAGCUGGUUUCAGACCUGUCAACAUCAGCUUUCAUCGCAGCCUUACGACGUUUUGCCGCUCGAAGGAACACACCACACGAAAUCCAUAGCGAUAAUGGAACAGCUUUCCGAGGUGCCCACAACGAACUGAGACGUAUUCACCAGAUGUUGAAGUCCGACGCUGAUGGUAGAAAACAGAUUCUCGACUGGUGUGCCGAAGCAGGUAUAACUUGGAAAUUUAUCCCACCUCGUUCCCCCCACUUUGGAGGAUUGUGGGAAGCAGCGGUUAAGUCGGCAAAACAUCACUUGCUCCGGGAGAUUGGACAAACCAACAUCACGUACGAAGACAUGACAACAUUGUUAACAGAAGUUGAAAUGUGUUUAAACUCAAGACCACUCAUUCCAAUUCCAACUGAGCCCGACGACAUAGAAGCGCUUACGCCUGGACACUUCCUUGUUGGAGGAAGCCUGCGAGCACCACCCGAUGAAGAUGUUGCUGAAGUUCCCGAUAACCAUUUGACACACUGGAAGCUUACCCAAAAAAGGUUCCAGCGUAUAUGGAGGAGAUGGUACCCAGAAUACCUUCAGCAACUACAAUCCCGAGCAACGAAGCACCAGAAGCCAGCAACUGUCAUCCAAGAAGGAAGUAUGGUCGUUAUCCACGAUGACUUGCUGCCACCCGCUCAAUGGCCGCUUGGUAUCGUCAAGAAACUGCACCCCGGUAAAGACGGCGUUGUUCGAGUGGUAACGCUACGAACCGGAAAACGAGAAGAUGUUAGGAGGUGUGUCAACAAGCUGGCCCUGCUUCCAAUGCCAGAUCCGCCAGCUGAACAAUGAAUCCUGAAAUGAAGACCUGGUAGAGCACGCCGAAAUUUGCUCGAGGCGCUCGUGGGAAUAUCGCAGUUGCAGAGGUUCCGUGGCACAGUGUUGUGCCUAUCCGUAUCCGCCCGAGUGGCCUGGUAGCAAGUAACGCUGCCAAAUCCCAAGAUCCUAGUCCGUGAGAGAGCCUUGUCCUGUCGAUGUCCCAAACGAUCGACAAUUCCCAUGAUCAUCCAUCCAGCUAGAAGUGUUGAUCAUCUGUACGUACGCUGACUGCGAUAGUUGGCAUCCACCUGAAGACGGCCGUGUUCCCUAUGUUGCGGCCAACCCCCUACGCUAUAGCAAUCCAGCUUCCAGCUAGCCCUGCUGAAGAUCAGCAGUCCCAAGAUAUGUCGAAGGAGAAGUAUCAUUUUUGUUAUUUUGAAAUAAGCCAUUUCAAGGUGGCCGGAAUGUUGGUACCAAUGAAAAAUCUAAACGAAAAGAUCUUUGAAAUGAAACAUAAAAAUCUAAAUCAUUUUAUUUUGUAGUCACCUAAAUAGAGCCUACUCACAAUCGGAAUUGUUUUAAAGUAAUGCUCUGAGUAAAGCUCUCAAAUUGUGUACCUUUGUUCAAGGUACAACAAAUGUAAAAAGUUCAAUAAACUAGUGUAUAGUUAGAACCUCAUUCUGCUCGGUUGCGCGUUUUUUUAUCCACCAAAGACGAAGCCUAAAAUUCCCUAAAUAAAAGGUUUUCAAACUUAUUUAAUUUCGUCGAAACCCGUUGAUUUAUCCCGGCAAAGUGUGCCGUUGUUGUGCGGUGUUAAGUGGCGUUUGCAGAUUGCGAAAUAUUGGUGCUUUUGCGGAGUAAUUUCACCCUAGUUGUUCAAGUGACGAUAUACGACAUAAAUUUUCUGGACCGUUUUGAUAUUCGCAGAGUAAACGGUAGCAAACCCUUCGGUACAUCUGGUAAGCCCGAUCUAAGCCCCAACAAUCAUAAAGCCAAUCCGUCAUACUGGGUGAAGUGUUUUACGGCAUCGAAAAAAUGUUAAAAUUUGUACAUCUUUUGCUUAAUUUUCUAAAUUUUCUCUGAAAAUCCAUAACUUUAAAAAACUAUCUCACGAAACAUUCAAGGGAAAACGAUACAAAAGGUAAUCAAAAUUGUUUACGCUAAAACGAAGUGUUUUAGGCCAACAGUGUGUUCAGGACAUUUUCCCUUCAUUACAAGUACUUCAAAAUGAGCUAUUGAUAAAAGUUAUUUAAUAACCCAGUAGUGAGUUGGAAAAAUUUUUUUUUGUAAAAAGUGUAGUAAUUGUUUUGCAGACGUCAUUGAAAACGAAAAAUAUUGAAAAAAAAAUAUGAAAAAUAGCUGUUUUCAAAUAACUGUAUCUUCCUAGUUCGGGUGAGUUCGGUUAAUGUUUUGGUUAUAUCAUAAUCAGGCGGAUAUUACAUUUGUGAAAACGUUUAUAAACCGUUUUUUAAGCUGUAUGAUUGAUU
Uranotaenia lowii is the source of this 7362-nucleotide messenger RNA. RefSeq lists its product as uncharacterized. NCBI's taxonomy places the organism in Eukaryota, Metazoa, Arthropoda, Insecta, Diptera, Culicidae. Gene Ontology annotation, molecular function: nucleic acid binding; zinc ion binding. The transcript has 2 exons. Gene Ontology annotation, biological process: DNA integration. The record is from RefSeq and is a predicted model, not a curated record. Bases 605 to 5908 code for a protein of 1767 amino acids.